AUGAAAUACGGACAACGAAUUGGUGGUCUCCUCUUUAUUCCAGCUCUUCUUGGAGAAGUCUUCUGGACUGCCGCAAUUCUGUCAGCUCUCGGAGCAACACUUUCAGUUAUUCUGGCCAUAGAUAUGACAUUGUCAGUUAUAAUAUCAGCAUUUAUUGCCGUAUUUUAUACCUUUACUGGCGGUCUGUAUGCUGUGGCUUAUACAGAUGUCGUACAGCUAUUUUGCAUAUUCGUCGGUCUGUGGGUGUGUGUGCCAGCAGCGCUACUGCAAGACAAAACGAAGGAUAUAUCGAGAAAUGCAGCGGACUGGAUUGGUACCAUUGGCGGUUUCAAAGAGACGACACUUUGGAUCGACUGUAUGCUACUGCUUGUGUUUGGUGGCAUCCCAUGGCAGGUAUACUUUCAAAGAGUUUUGUCAUCCAAGUCAUCAUCGGGUGCGCAAAAAUUGUCAUUCGUUGCUGGCAUUGGCUGCAUUGUAAUGGCCAUACCACCUGCACUGAUCGGCGCCAUUGCUCGAAAUACAGGUGGCUAUUUCAUUAUCACUUACCAACUGAAUCCCAAACUCUCCCCAUCUUCCUCGGCGAAGAAUGGAGGCACAUGUCUGAGACCAUCAGUAAUGCUUGCUGGCAAAGGUUCUCCUUUUUUAUCCCCAAGAAUUGUCUGCGAGGGAAGCUGCAGAGAUUUUUAA
Molecule: messenger RNA, 687 nt
Organism: Gongylonema pulchrum
Lineage: Eukaryota; Metazoa; Nematoda; Chromadorea; Rhabditida; Gongylonematidae
Source: the annotation of a GenBank genome assembly